Condylura cristata (star-nosed mole) is the source of this 865-nucleotide messenger RNA. Its product is annotated as chromosome unknown open reading frame, human C1orf74. The record is from RefSeq and is a predicted model, not a curated record. NCBI's taxonomy places the organism in Eukaryota, Metazoa, Chordata, Mammalia, Eulipotyphla, Talpidae. Bases 1 to 786 code for a protein of 261 amino acids. The transcript has 2 exons.
AUGGCGACCCUUCAGCGAAACGCUGCUUCCCCCGAGCUCCGACUGCAAAGCCCUGCGUCUCUGCCCCGCUCCCCAGGUCUGGCCGCGCAGGUGCUGGCCGUGGCCCGCGGCCUGAAGCCGGCGCUGCUGUACGACUGCAACGGCGCGGGGCCCGCCGAGCUCCAGGGCUACCUGGCGGAGCUGCGCGGCCUGGGGCUCCCGAGCCGGGGCCUGCUCGUCCUGCAGCUGGCCGAGCACUGCCUGGUGGUCAGCCCCGAGCCCGCCUGCCGGCUCCUGGAGCGGGCGCUGCGCGGCCCCACGGCCCUGGUGGACGUGUCCCGCUCCCAGCCCCGGCCGGCGCUCUGCUCCCUGGACCAGCGGCCGGACCUCCAGGCCCUCGUGGCGGACACCGCCAGGCUCCUGCGCGGGCUGCGGGGGGACCCGUGUCCGGCCGCCGCCCGCAGCAGCGUCCCCUGCGCCGCCGCCGCCACCGGCGGCGACCUCUGCACGCUCUUCGGGAUCCUCCUGGGCUACCCCGCCCCCUACACGCUGCGCCCUGACCAGGGGGACGACAACUGCCUGGCCCUGACCCCGCUGCGGGUGUUCACCGCCCGCGCGUGCUGGCCGCUGGGGCCGCCCCCCGUGGCGCUCUACUCCUUCAGCGUCCCGGACAGCCUGUGCCCGGCCCUGCGGGACCCGCUGCGCGCCUGGGAGCAGGACCUCAGGGCUCGCUGCGGGGCGCAGAGCGACUUCGCCCACCUCAGCGUCAGCUCCGAGGUGGUCACCCUGCCGGCUGUGGCCCUCUGACCGCCGAGAUGCACGCGGGCGCCAGGGGGUGACCCGCUCCGGCCCGGGCGCGGCCGCGUCACCACAGCGCUCGGGAAGG